This is a messenger RNA of Sphaeroforma arctica JP610, 1686 nucleotides long. RefSeq lists its product as hypothetical. The coding region runs from base 383 to 1468 and encodes 361 amino acids. The record is from RefSeq and is a predicted model, not a curated record. NCBI's taxonomy places the organism in Eukaryota, Ichthyosporea, Ichthyophonida. The transcript is spliced from 8 exons.
GCUCUGAUAAUACAGCCAAGGGAUCAAAAUUGCUGCAUCUACAUAUAGAGUGCAUUAUCUCAGUGUAGACACCCUGAUAUUCCUGGGCUAUAUGGAACAAUCGGUGUUUUUCAAAUGGCCAUGGCUUUUUGGGCGGCAAAAUCAAAUGAACCGCCAAUUUUCACGAGAGCGAAAUAUGUUUGAACACGAAAGUAAAUCAGUAAAAGUUCACAAAAGAAUUUGAGUGCGGAGUACUGAUGGUUAUAUAUUGACCAUCAUAUGUGUGACAUGCGUUUCCAUUACAACACAUUGUAUGUACCGCCAGCUAUCAGCGUUCAAUAGUAUUGUAUUCGUUAAAUAGUAAUUGUAUUGUUCUGCAGAACUAUAUAAACCAUACGGAAACAUGUCACAUUCACAAGAAGAUACACAGGGAAGCCCGAAGAGGGUGAAGGUCGAUGCGACGGUCGAGGCGAGCACGAGUGCCGCAGACGAUACCAGCGCGAGAGCAGUUGUAGACAAACUCAGCGCGAAAGCCGAUGCUGAGGUCAAAAUAGUUGAGAUGAUGGACUGUCUGCGACGUGUCGGACAACAAUGCGGCAAUGAAGAUGAGCUCAAAACUGCACUGAAGACUCUGGCUCUCUACGUAACAAAUCUAAUCGAGAACCCCACAGACUUCUCUUUCCGGACGAUAAACCUCCGCAAUGUAAAAUUCCACGACCGAGUAGGACGAUUCAGCGCUGCUAUUGAUUUUCUAAAGCUCACUGGAUUCCAGGAGCUGAAAGCUGACACAAAAGAGGGCGAACCUGUGAAGGAGUCAUUGGUCAUUGAAGAUGUGCACGUGAUGCUCAUGGCUUUUGCGAAAAUCACUGUAGACGCAUGUAUGAAAGAGUACGGGGUCGGCGAUGAAUCAAAUAAGGGAAAGGAAAAGGCUGCAGCAGACACAGCCGGAAUAACAUAUGAAGAUUACGACAGCGAAGUUGACGUCGAUGAUGAAGAUGAUGGGCACGACGACACGUGCGCCAAAUGCUUUACAGAGGGUGAGCUGAUAAUGUGCGAGGCGUGUCCGAACUCGUACCACCUGGGGUGCUGUAUGCCCCCGUUGGAGUCCGUGCCAGAGGGUGACUGGUAUUGUGGCGUAUGCACUAUGACGCGCGAGAGUACUGGGGAGCCACAGAACACCAGUGCUUCUUCAGACAAGAAUAUUCCUGCUUUCGUGAAACCUGACGAGGGAAGCGCGAGUAGUAGUGGCAGCAGCAAUAACGUUACAAGUGUAUGCUCCCGAGCAGAUACACAGACAGACGUUGCAGUUCAGGAAGCACCAACAGACAGUCAAGAGGCACCUUUGAUAAGCCAAGAUGCCGCUCCAGAUAGUCAGAAAGUAACUGCGAGUAGCCAGGAUGUAUCAACAGAGAGCAAAGUGAGCGUGCCGGUCAACACUGCGCCACAAUCAGCUGCUAACGCCGAAGAUGCCGCGCGACGCGUGACAUAAUGAGCAUAGUGGCUGGCUAUGGGCUAUCCGGAGGAGCUGGUCAGAGAAAUCUACCAAAGGGAGAAUCGGGAUAUUAAUCGCACCAUUGAUAUGUUGGUUAAUACAUUCGGCGCAACUGUUGAAAAAGAAAUUAUGCUGCCGAAUUAAAUAUCACCGCGUCAGACAAAAGAAUACUGUCAAAAAUAAGAUUUUUUUCAAAAAAUAAACAGAUCUCGCUC